CAGAAUACAGCAGGAAAUCUGCAGGGAAAAGCAAAAAAAAAUACAUGUGCUGAGUGUGGGAAAAACUUCACUUACAGAUCAGGCCUUUCUCAACAUCAGAGAAUCCACACAGGGGAGAGGCCCUGUGAAUGUGCUGAGUGCGGGAAAACUUUCAGUCGCAGCUCACACCUUAUUCGGCAUCAGAGAAUCAACACGCAGGAGGGGUCCUAUGAAUGCAGUGAGUGCGGGAAAACCUUCAAUCGCAGCUCUCACCUUAUUCAGCAUCAGAGAAUCCACACGAGCAAGAAGCCCCGCGAAUGCCGGGCCUGCGGAAAAAACUUCAUUCACAGAUCAAGCCUUUCUGUUCCUCUGAGUAUCCAGACAGGGGAGAGGCCCUACGAAUGCCGUGAGUGUGGGAAGACCUUCACUCACAGAUCAACUCUUUCUGUGCAUCAGAAAAUCCACACAGAUGAGAGGCCCUAUGAAUGCCGUGAGUGUAGGAAAAGCUUCACUCACAGAUCAGCCCUUUCUAGACGUCAGAGGAUCCACACAGGUGAAACACCCUAUGAAUGCAGUGAGUGUGGGAAAACCUUCAAUAACAGCUCAAACCUGAUUACCCAUCAAAGAAUUCACAUAGGGGAAAGGCCGUAUAAAUGUUGUGAGUGUGGGAAAACCUUCACUUGCAGAUCAGGCCUUUCUCUUCAUCAGAGAAUCCACACAGAUGAGAGGCCCUAUGAAUGCCGUGAGUGUGGGAAAAGCUUUAUUACUAGCUCAGCCCUUUCUAGACAUCAGAGGAUCCACACAGGUGAAACACCCUAUGAAUGCAGUGAGUGUGGGAAAACCUUCAAUAACAGCUCAAACCUGAUUACCCAUCAAAGAAUUCACACAGGGGAAAGGCCGUAUAAAUGUUGUGAGUGUGGGAAAACCUUCACUUGCAGAUCAGGCCUUUCUCUUCAUCAGAGAAUCCACACAGAUGAGAGGCCCUCUGAAUGCCGUGAGUGUGGGAAAAGCUUUAUUACUAGCUCAGCCCUUUCUAGACAUCAGAGGAUCCACACAGGGGACAGGCCUUGUGUAUGCAGUGAGAGUGGGAAAACCUUCAAUCACAGUUCAAACCUUAUUACCCAUCAAAGAAUGGGUAAUCAAAGAAUAAGGGAGAGGCCGUAUAAAUGCUGUGAGUGUGGAAAAUGCUUCAUUCACAGAUCAGCCCUCUUUGAGCAUCAGAGAAUCCACACAGGGGAGAGGCCCUCUGAAUGCCGUGAGUGUGGGAAAAGCUUCACUGAUGGAUCAGCCCUUUCUAGACAUCAGAGGAUCCACACAGGUGAAAGACCCUAUGAAUGCAGUGAGUGUGGGAAAACCUUCAAUCGCAGCUGAAACCUUAUUACCCAUCAAAGAAUUCACACAGGGGAGAGGCCGUAUACAUGCUGUGAGUGUGGAAAAUGCUUCAUUAAGAGUUCGGCCCUUUCUGAGCAUCAGAGAAUCCACACAGGGGAGAGGCCCUACGAAUGCUCUGAUUGCGGGAAAACUUUCAGUCGCAGCUCGCACCUUAUUGGGCAUCAGAGAAUCCACACAGGGGAGAGAUCCUAUGAAUGCACUGAGUGUGGGAAAACUUUCAGUCGCAGCUCACACCUUAUAAAACAUCAGAAAAUCCACACAGGGGAGAGGCCCUAUGAAUGCUGUGAGUGUGGGAAAACCUUCAAUCGCAGUUCAAACCUCACUACCCAUCAGAGAAUCCACAAAGGGGAGAGGCCCUAUGAAUGCAGUGAAUGUGGAAAAUGCUUCACUAAGAGCUCAGGCCUUUCUGAAUAUGAGAGAAUCCACACAGGGGAGAGGCCCUAUGAAUGCCGUGAGUGUGGGAACAGCUUCUCGUGGCACUCAGCCCAUGUUAGCCAUCAGAGUAUCCACACAGGGGAGAGGCCCUACGAAUGCCGUGAGUGUGGGAAGACCUUCAAUAGCAGCUCAGACCUUUCUAAACAUCGGAGAAUCCACACAGGGGACAGGCCCUACGAAUGCAGUGAUUGUGGGAAAACCUUCACUCACAGAUCAACUCUUUCUGUGCAUCAGAAAAUCCACACAGAUGAGAGGCCCUAUGAAUGCCGUGAGUGUAGGAAAAGCUUCACUCACAAAUCAGCCCUUUCUAGGCAUCAGAGGAUCCACACAGGUGAAACACCCUAUGAAUGCAGUGAGUGUGGGAAAACCUUCAAUAACAGCUCAAACCUGAUUACCCAUCAAAGAAUUCACACAGGGGAAAGGCCGUAUAAAUGUUGUGAGUGUGGGAAAACCUUCACUUGCAGAUCAGGCCUUUCUCUUCAUCAGAGAAUCCACACAGAUGAGAGGCCCUCUGAAUGCCGUGAGUGUGGGAAAAGCUUUAUUACUAGCUCAGCCCUUUCUAGACAUCAGAGGAUCCACACAGGGGACAGGCCCUAUGAAUGCCGUGAGUGUGGGAAAAGCUUCACUGAUGGAUCAGCCCUUUCUAGACAUCAGAGGAUCCACACAGGUGAAAGACCCUAUGAAUGCAGUGAGUGUGGGAAAACCUUCAAUCGCAGCUGAAACCUUAUUACCCGUCAAAGAAUUCACACACGGGAGAGGCCGUAUACAUGCUGUGAGUGUGGAAAAUGCUUCAUUAAGAGUUCGGCCUUUUCUGAGCAUCAGAGAAUCCACACAGGGGAGAGGCCCUACGAAUGCUGUGAGUGU
Gopherus flavomarginatus (Mexican gopher tortoise) is the source of this 2670-nucleotide messenger RNA. RefSeq names its product zinc finger protein 850-like. The transcript is spliced from 8 exons. The annotation marks the transcript as partial. NCBI's taxonomy places the organism in Eukaryota, Metazoa, Chordata, Testudines, Testudinidae. The record is from RefSeq and is a predicted model, not a curated record.